GCUCUCUUAUUUUAUUUUUCUAUUUUUUUUUUUUGCCCAUUUUUUCGGUUCUAUUUUCUCCGCAGAUUCCUUCCUCCUUCUCUUCUCCCACUCUGCCGUGUUAUACUUUGUAAUUAUGUAACAAAUUACGCGUUUUUGGUCUUCCUUCGUUUAUAUUAGCAUAUUGGAAAUGUUUCCUAUUUUUGGAAAAAAGAAGAAAGAUGAAAAACUCGCUUUUGAUUUCACUUCUCGGCAAUGCCGACGCCACAAUGCGUGUGGGAAGUGCCCUUAAAUCGCGAUGUGUGAUGCUUUGUCUAGCACUCUUCACUUCUAAGUUUGUCUUUCGUGUCUGUGUCUGAUACGCAUGUAUAAAUAAAUAAAAAUAUAUUUUUGUCGAAGCAAUUGGGAUUUUGUGGGCAAAGGCUAUUCGAUCAUAGUUUUUAGCAAUUAGAAAUGGAUUUAGAAGAGAAGUUCCAUGCUAAAGUUUCUGGUGUUCAAAGUCUUUCUUCCAGUGUGCAAAGUACUCCAGAAAAAAAUGGCCAUUCAGAUGGUGCUUCAAAAAGUUCAGAACUCCUUCAGCAGUUCCUAAAAUGUUGUCCAAAGAAGGAACUUCUUCAAAUGUGUUUUGAUAAGGACAAAAAAAACAUUUCAUCAAAAAGCAGGAUGACUGAAACGAAGUCAACCAGUAAGAUAAUUAAGAAACAGGACACAAAAAAAGUUUCUAGUUUCAGCCAUCAGCCCUCUAGAAAGCAACCUCGGAAGGGUGAAAACCCCACUCGACUUGUACCUCCUCCAGACCAGUCUUCUGAUUUUGGCCAUUCAAACACCUGGAUCUGUAAAAAUGCUGCUUGUAGGGCAGUUCUGUCCAUAGAUGACACAUUUUGUAGACGAUGCUCUUGCUGUAUUUGUCACCAUUUUGAUGAUAACAAGGAUCCUAGUCUCUGGUUGGUAUGCUCAUCUGAAUCUACUCAAGGGGACUCCUGUGGGUUGUCUUGCCAUAUUGAAUGUGCCCUUCAACAUGAAAAGGUGGGAGUUGUUGAUCAUGGGCAGCUAAUGCAACUAGACGGUGGUUAUUGUUGCGCAUCCUGUGGUAAAGUUACUGGGAUACUUGGAUGCUGGAAGAAGCAGCUAAAUAUAGCAAAGGAUGCUCGGCGUGUUGAUGUACUCUGUUACAGGAUAUAUUUGAGCUACAGACUCUUGGACGGAACCUCAAAAUUCAAAGACUUGCAUCAAACAGUACAGGAGGCAAAGACUAAACUGGAGACAGAAGUUGGUCCUGUCAAUGGUGUUUCUGCCAAGAUGGCUCGAGGCAUAGUCAGCAGACUCCCUAUUGCCAGUGAUAUACAGAAACUUUGCUCUCUUGCUAUUGAGAAAGCUGAUAGCUGGCUUGCUACCGUUCCCAAUGUAAAUCCAGAUUCCACAGGGGGUUCACUUCCUGCUGCUUGCAAGUUUAUUUUUGAAGAGGUAACAACUUCCUCAGUCAAAAUCAUUUUAAUUGAAAUGUCAAAUACAUGUUUUGAGGAAAUUAAGGGAUACAAGCUCUGGUAUUACAAGAGUCGGGAAGAAUUACCCACUAAAGAUCCUGUUUCCUUGUUUCCCAAAUAUCAGAGGAGGAUUUUGAUAUCCAACCUCAAGCCUUGCACACAAUAUACUUUUCGGAUUAUAUCUUACACUGAUACCUGUGACUUGGGUCAUUCUGAGGCUAAGUGUUUCACCAAGAGCAUCGAGAUAAUUAAAAACAAUCCCUCUUCGUCUGCUGCUAUGAAUCAUGAAAAAGAGAACAUUCUAACUAGGGGCAAUUCUUCGGGCUCGAGGGUGGGGCCCAAUGCUACAAUGGAAGGCUAUGGAUUCAAGGUUCGAGACCUUGGGAAAAUUUUGCGCCUUGCUUGGGCUCAAGAACAAGGUUACUUCGAAGAGUUUUGCUGUGCCAAUGUGAAAAAUUGCUGUGGACAAAGUGAAACGGACAAGCCUAGAAUUCCAGAAGCACAGUUACCUUCAGUUUCACGAGGCCUUGAUUUAAAUGUUGUUUCCGUGCCUGAUUUAAAUGAAGAGCUAACACCUCCUUUUGAGUAUUCUAGGGAUGAAGAUAAUGGUUGCUCUUUGCUGCAAGCUGUUGAGGCAGACGAUGAUGCUGCUUCUCAUGAUCUAGAGAAAAAUGGUUUGGCAAGAUCACAUGGGAGUGGUGAUUCCCAAACCUGGGCCCAUGGACCAGCAGGAGAAGUGUCUGCUGUUGAUUCUCGCAUAGAUAUGUGCAGGAGGAAAAGGAUAGCAAGCACAAUAGAAGAGACACAUGACUGUGACAGCACAUUGAUAAAUGGUUCUCCUUUACGCAUAUCUGAUGGUUCGUGUACCUUGGAUGAGAACUUUGAGUAUUGUGUGAAAGUAAUCCGUUGGCUAGAAUGUGAGGGUCACAUCAAACAGGAAUUUAGGUUGAAAUUGCUAACAUGGUUUAGUUUAAGGGCGACAGAGCAAGAACGCAGGGUGGUUAAUACCUUCAUUCAAACUCUUAUCGAUGAUCCAAGUAGUUUGGCAGGGCAACUGGUAGACUCUUUUUCUGAUAUUAUAUCCAACAAGAGGCAAAGAAAUGGAUUCUGUAGUAAAGCCGUGGCAUCAAAUUAAGGGUGAUCGCGUUAUACAAGUUUAUCAUAUGCUUCAACCUUUCCAUUUAUCAGUGUCACAAAAAAUCACCACCUCUGAUUGUCUUCCUUGUACAGGCAUUUUUUUUAAAACUAAUCAUCUUCCAAGGGAUUCAUUUUUAUUGCAGGCAAGUUUUGUCUUGCUAAAAGGAUUUGCUUCGAUGAUCGCAAAAACAGUAACUCAUUUUUCCCAGGUGGGGGGAUUUAUGGACAUGAAGUUUCAAGAUGUAGGAGGCAUUAUGCUAUUUCUAAAUUGCUGCAAUUAUUUUCAGUAAUGAAUUUAAUUACGGAAGAUAUUAUUUUCGUAUUGAAACUCUCUUCUCAUAACCUUUAUUUGAAGAAGGUACGUUAUUCAAUUGCUGAUUUGAUUUAUUCACGUCAUCUUUGUUGUUCACCGCACUAUGAACUGGCAAAUGAAAAUGUUGGUACUAGUAUUUUCA
Cajanus cajan (pigeon pea) is the source of this 3055-nucleotide messenger RNA. RefSeq names its product VIN3-like protein 1. Gene Ontology annotation, biological process: epigenetic regulation of gene expression; vernalization response. Lineage: Eukaryota; Viridiplantae; Streptophyta; Magnoliopsida; Fabales; Fabaceae. Gene Ontology annotation, molecular function: protein binding. The record is from RefSeq and is a predicted model, not a curated record.